AUGAAGGCUCUCUCCUACCUCAGUUAUGCCCUUCUGGCAUGCAUCCCCCUGGCCGAAGCUCACCCCGGCAUGGGCGACACCAUGGCCGAAAUGCGCUACCUAGCCGCUCGCGAGAAGCGCCAGACUUCUAAAGAACUUAUUGGCGAUCUCAAGACCCUCGCAGAUUCUAAGCUCACAGCUAUCGGAAAAGACAUCAAAGCCAUUAUUCUGGACCAGAAGUCUGCCGAGUCCACCGUCAUGGACACAUCGAUCCCAGUUGGCAACAUCGGAAGUGCAGCCUGCAAAGCUGAUUUGUGUUGUCACUGGAAAUGGCUCGCAUAUGAGAUGACAGCCAAGUUCAACGGUACCUCUGGUCGUUGCAAUAAAUUCGCUCGCCAGGCUGUGCGUCUGGGCUUUCACGAUGCAGGUGUCUGGUCGAAGAGCAGCGGCUACGGUGGUGCGGACGGCAGUAUUCUUCUUAGCGAUGAAAUGUCGAGAAUAGACAACAAUGGUCUUGCAGCCAUCGCCGACCAGACAAAGAAGUGGUACACUAAAUACAAUCAGUACGGAAUGAGCAUGGCAGACAUCAUUCAGUUCGGCGCCAAUGUCGCGACUGUCGUUUGCCCGCUCGGCCCCCGUCUCCGCACCUUCGUUGGCCGCAAAGACAACAGCAAAGCGGGCCCCACUGGGCUUUUGCCUGGAGAGAAGGACUCGGCAGAUCAGCUCAUCAAAAUGUUCCAAGACAAGACCAUCGACGCCCAUGACCUUGUAGCCCUGGUAGGCGCACACACCACGUCGCAGCAGCACUUUGUCGACACCACUCGCGACGGCGACCCACAAGACUCGACACCCGGUGUAUGGGAUAUGGCCUUCUACCCUCAGACCACCAACAACGCCCCGCCUCGUGUCCUCAAGUUCCAAAGCGAUAUCAAUUUGAGCAAGGACUCGAGGACAAGUACAUCCUGGGCGCAGUUCAGCGACAGGGCUACUGCACAAGGAAGAUGGAACGCGGACUAUGCCAAAGCCUACACGCGUCUGUCGUUGCUCGGUGUCAACAACAUCAAUGAUCUCAAGGAAUGCACCGGUGUCCUGCCUGCCGAGCGUACAUCAUUCGUUAACCAAGACCAAAUCGUGCUGGAUAGGUGGCUGCAAGGAGAGUUCAAUCAGCUCAAUAACUUGGUGGAUGAUGCUAUUCAGCUGACUGGUGUCAUUUCGGGUAGGGAUGCGGAACCGUAG
Bipolaris oryzae ATCC 44560 is the source of this 1215-nucleotide messenger RNA. RefSeq names its product class II peroxidase. The record is from RefSeq and is a predicted model, not a curated record. Bases 1 to 1215 code for a protein of 404 amino acids. Gene Ontology annotation, molecular function: heme binding; peroxidase activity. The transcript has 2 exons. Gene Ontology annotation, biological process: hydrogen peroxide catabolic process; response to reactive oxygen species; cellular response to oxidative stress. NCBI's taxonomy places the organism in Eukaryota, Fungi, Ascomycota, Dothideomycetes, Pleosporales, Pleosporaceae.